Molecule: messenger RNA, 1686 nt
Organism: Ambispora leptoticha
Lineage: Eukaryota; Fungi; Glomeromycota; Glomeromycetes; Archaeosporales; Ambisporaceae
Source: the annotation of a GenBank genome assembly
AUGCGACCUUUACAAAACGCAACUUUUAGCAAAAAACAAGGUGCAAGUGCGGGCAUAAGUUCGAAAAAUAAUUUAGAAUCAAUCAUGAGCGCGUUUAAUGCCAUUGCUGUCACGAACCAAGGCGGAAUCCUUGGACCAAACUGGUCUGCUGCGUCAAAACAAGCCAAGAGUAAUGCUGGUAGUGGUGCUAAUGCUGGAAAACGACCUGUUGUGAACUUAACACCACCACCACAAAAGCAGAAUAAUAGUGCUGGUAACGAUAAUGGAAAUGGUAACUUUAACAAUGUAGGUGGUGCAAAACGAAAUAGCAUAUCACCUAUGCAAAAUUGGAUGCAGCCAGCAGGACAAAAUAAGGGACAACAACCAACAGGCGGAACUGGAGAAGGGAUAUAUAAUCCUAAUACUACACCUCAUAAAGAUCAUAAUGCAUAUCAACCACAACCACAACAGCCAAUAUACAAUCAACCACAACAAGUAGCACCUCUACAGCAACCUCCUCAACAGAAUCAACAAUACCACCAAAAUGUUAGUCCUUCGCAGGCACAGCACACUCAAUUUCAAAAACCUAUUAAUAAUGAUGCUCAACCGGUGAUUUCUCAAUCACAAAAUACUACAACAACAGCUGCUCCAACCACAACAGUAAUAGGAAAAGAUACAGUCGAUGUCAGAAUUUCGGCUUGGCAUACGUUGGCUAUUCCGGAUGCCAAGUCCAAAGAUGGGUUGGGCACCGGGAAUCUGCAUCGUAAAGGACACAAUUAUAAGCCCGUUUCUGAAGAAGAAGUGCUGAGGAUUCAGAGAAAAGGACCAAAUAAAAAAGGUAGUAAGGGCACAAAUCCAAGAUCAAGGAGCAGACGUGAGUCUGCAAUCUCAAGUAAGUCUACGACAAAAAACAAGCUACAGCAAAAAGAUCUCGCAAGUCAGUCGAAAGAAAAUAAAAGUUUUAAGGAUAAUAACGACAACGCCUCGAUCCAAAAGAAUAAUGAUAUUAAGCAGAACGAUCGACCAAGUGGCUUUGGUACCUCGUUGCCUCAACAAGGGUCGAAUUUUCUCCCUGUAAAUCCUUUCGAUAACCAAACUCAACAGACUCCACAACCUUAUCCUCCACACCAAAUGAUAGCACCAAGUCAUCCUCCCAGUGAACCAUUCAGGGAGACUCAAAAUCAACCACAACAAAUGACACCACCAUCUCAGCCGCCUCAACUACCACAAUCACAAUUGCCAGCAUAUGAUAAUUAUAAUAAUUGGAAUCAUCAUUUACAAACAAAUCAAAAUCGAGAUUUAUCACCUGCUCGUUCUACAGGUCGAUCACCUGGCAGAGUAAGAUCUCCCCAACCGAACAACAGCGGCAAAAAAAGCAAUAAUACAUAUCAAGAACAAAAUACUGCUGCUUCUCAAAAAAAGAUAUCAGCACAUCAAUCCGUUACCUCGAAUACCUCUACUACUUCUGAUUUGCAAAAAGAGACGUCAUCUCGAUUUGUUACCCGGAAUCGUGGUCAAUUGCUGCUUACUAUCAAUGUUGAGCUUGAUGAUAACAAAAAUCAUGCAAUCCAAGUACACAUAAAUGAUGAACCGGAAAUGUUAGCGGAAGAAUUUUGUCGACUGCACAAUGCUACUGAUCCUGAAGUGCUGCCAGCAUUUGUGAAUCUGAUAUCGGAAGAGAAGCGAAAAAGAUUGGGGUAUCAAUAA